Molecule: messenger RNA, 542 nt
Organism: Hyaloscypha bicolor E
Lineage: Eukaryota; Fungi; Ascomycota; Leotiomycetes; Helotiales; Hyaloscyphaceae
Exons: 2
Coding region: 99-461 (120 amino acids)
Source: RefSeq, a predicted model, not a curated record
AGAGUCACACACUCAAGUAACCUAACUGGACAACAAAACUCAAUCACCACCCAAGAGCUCCACCUUUCUCUUCCCACGUUCAAUCUCACAUUCCAAACAUGGCCCCCGUUACUUCAUCUCCCAGCAAGCCUCAAUCCCACCUCCUGGACAUCCCAACCGACGAAGAACUGCAACGGGGUCGCAAGCGACGCCGCAGCUCCGCGACCCCACCAGCUCAUGUCACGUCCAACGGUUCUACGAACCUUCGCGGUCGCGGUCGUCACCGUUCAGCAUCGCAAUCCGGUUCCUUCACCCGCUCGUCACUCGAGGAGCGUGCUCGGUCCGCGUCUCGGGAAAGGAAGUCACCCGGCAAGAAGUAUCAGAAAAAGUUGGCGGAUAUGAGAAGUCGGUUUGAGAAGAAGAGGAGGAGCCAGUCUCCGAGUCGGAGUCGGAGCAAUGGGGGAAAGGAAUGCCCUGGUUGAAUCGGCAUCCCGAUGCAGCGAGAACGAAAUGAGAAGUUUUAGUUUUUCUUAAGUUUUUUUCUCCAUUGGGCAUGGAGUCUG